Messenger RNA from Cladocopium goreaui, 1687 nucleotides. Lineage: Eukaryota; Dinophyceae; Suessiales; Symbiodiniaceae. The record is from the annotation of a GenBank genome assembly.
GCAGCAGUUCCCACAUGAGUGCCAUAGACCUUGACUUUGUCUACUGGCCAGUGGAGCCUUCACCUCGGACGACAUGUCUUCCUUCUCUAUCCUGGGUAGGAAAGUAAGCCCACCAAGGUGCUUUUGCCUUGAAGAUGACAGCAAAGGCCUGGUCAGCGUUUGAGAAAAAGGAGUUGUGCUGGACAGAGCCAGUCAAAAACCCCAAGCUGAAUUCCACCAUGAAGUGCUGCCGGGUGGCGUUGCCACCUGGGAUGGUUCACUUUGGGUGGACCCACUGAGCGCGCCCCCCUCUUCAUCAGCCAUGGGCAAGGGUAUGGGAAGGACUUCCCAUUGCUGGCGCAUGCCAUUAUGCAAUGGGACACAACACCGACCACAGUGACUUUGGGCCAAAAACUCUUCCAAACCUUCUCUGGGCAUCAGGGGGCUUCAGGGUCGAAGGGCGGGUGUCCCAAGCAUUGGCUGGAGCAGUUCAUCACCUGGGCCAGCCACCGCAAGCAUUCCGCCACCUGAAAGUAGUUUAUAUGUGAAGAUUAUAUUGCAGGGGGCAGCGGCAGCUCUCGAGAGGUUUAGCUCACUGCUCCAGAGGAGGGCCUCCACUCAACUUUCUUCUGGCCACCCCGCAAUGCUUUUUGAGCGAGGCUGCAAUGCUUUUGGGCACUCCUCCCCACCACCCAGCCCCAAAGCCACAACCAGCCAGGCCAGAACCACAACCACAACCAGCCAGGCCACAACCACAACCACAACCAGCCAGGCUACAACCACAACCACAACCAGCCAGGCUACAACCACAGACUUCGAACAGUCAAACAAGAACCAGGGAGCUCUCGAUUGCCAGGCCAGGGAGAACCGAUUGCCAGUGCUCCUGGAGUUCUCGAUCCACCUGUAUCUCACCCUGCUGCAGCUCCUGGAGCUUCAGGACGGGAGUGAAGAGCCUGGCCAGACUGUGACGAAACCACUCUCACCUAGCCAACGACGGCUGGGCUGGGAUUUCUGCCCUCCUCACCUCAGCACCAGAAGAAGAUGCUUGUUUGCCGACUCCGAUGAUCCACAGACCUUGCAAUUCUUUGUAAAAAAGUGAAGUUCUCAGAGCGUUGAAUCUGAGUCUAGCCGUUCUGACUUGACUUGGGAGGUUCAUUUUGCGUUCAACCUGCGGUCUUUGGCUCUCAGUACUCUGGACUGUCAGGGUCUACUCACAGGCCGUUUCCUGCGCAGGCCUUAGGCGCCGUAGGCUUCAUGAUUUGGCGAGUCAUGGGUGCAGUUGCGGGGUGGCUUUGUUUGUUUGGUCUUGUGCCCCUCUCCAGCAGCUCCCGUCCACAUUUGGUGGAGACCUUGGAGGCCAAGCACGUGCACAAGGUGCACAAGGGUCACAGCAAGAAGGGCAUUGAGGAUGAUUUUCUGUCACUCACAAAGAAUCUCGAUGAGUAUGCAGCCCUCUUGCAGAAUGCAAAGACCGCUUCGCAGUCCGCAGAGGUAGCAGCCAAGGAGUUUGCUGCGGAGAAUCCCAAGGAUUUCAAGAAAUAUCAGCACAAUGUGCAAAGCGCAGCAAGAGAGGCUGCCCAAGCUUUGGAAAAGGCCAACGCGCAGCUGAAGAAAGAGGAUGAGGACAUGCCCCGCGAAGCUCUAAAAGAAGCUGCGGUUGAAUAGAUCCAACGAGAGCAGAGAGCAUACUCGGAUGACAAAAAACGAC